GGCGCGCCGCGAUGGGGAUCCUGGAGAAGAUCGCGGAGAUCGAGAAGGAGAUCGCCCGGACCCAGAAGAACAAAGCCACCGAGUACCAUCUGGGCCUGCUGAAGGCGAAACUCGCAAAAUACAGAGCUCAGCUCCUGGAGCCUUCGAAAUCAGCCGCCGCGAAAGGCGAAGGGUUUGAUGUGAUGAAGUCUGGAGAUGCCCGGGUGGCACUGAUCGGGUUCCCCUCCGUGGGUAAGUCCACAUUUCUGAGUUUAAUGACCUCCACUGCCAGUGAAGCGGCUUCCUACGAGUUCACGACGUUGACCUGUAUCCCUGGAGUUAUAGAGUACAAAGGAGCCAACAUUCAGCUUCUCGACCUGCCGGGGAUCAUCGAGGGAGCUGCACAAGGGAAAGGUCGCGGGCGCCAAGUGAUUGCCGUGGCCCGGACCUCGGACGUGGUCAUCAUGAUGUUGGACGCCACAAAAGGGGAGGUGCAGAGAGCUCUGUUGGAAAAGGAGUUGGAAUCGGUGGGCAUCAGGCUGAACAAAUUGAAACCCAACAUCUACUUCAAGCCGAAGAAGGGAGGGGGCAUCUCCUUCAACUCGACGGUGACGCUGACCCAGUGCUCCGAGAAAUUGGUGCAGCUCAUUCUCCACGAAUAUAAAAUCUUCAAUGCUGAGGUCCUCUUCCGGGAAGACUGCACACCGGACGAGUUCAUCGACGUGAUCGUCGGCAACCGGGUCUACAUGCCCUGCCUUUAUGUGUACAACAAAGUUGACCAGAUCUCAAUGGAGGAAGUUGAUCGCCUAGCUCGGCAACCCCACAGCGUGGUCAUCAGCUGCGGCAUGAAACUCAACUUGGAUUACCUGCUGGAGAUGCUGUGGGAAUACCUGGCCCUCACCUGUAUCUUCACCAAGAAAAGAGGCCAGAGACCAGACUUUGGAGAUGCCAUAAUUCUACGGAAAGGUGCCUCUGUAGAGCACGUGUGCCAUCGGAUUCACCGGACGUUAGCCAGUCAAUUCAAAUACGCUUUGGUUUGGGGCACCAGCACCAAGUACAGCCCGCAGCGGGUUGGGCUCAACCACCUGAUGGAGCACGAGGACGUGAUCCAGGUCGUCAAGAAGUGA
Molecule: messenger RNA, 1106 nt
Organism: Euleptes europaea (tarantolino)
Lineage: Eukaryota; Metazoa; Chordata; Lepidosauria; Squamata; Sphaerodactylidae
Gene: DRG2
Product: developmentally regulated GTP binding protein 2
Exons: 13
Coding region: 12-1106 (364 amino acids)
Biological process (GO): cytoplasmic translation
Cellular component (GO): cytoplasm
Molecular function (GO): GTP binding; GTPase activity
Source: RefSeq, a predicted model, not a curated record